Messenger RNA from Capra hircus (goat), 1044 nucleotides. It is a transcript of the gene SLAMF1, whose product is annotated as signaling lymphocytic activation molecule family member 1. The record is from RefSeq and is marked provisional. Gene Ontology annotation, biological process: lymphocyte activation. NCBI's taxonomy places the organism in Eukaryota, Metazoa, Chordata, Mammalia, Artiodactyla, Bovidae. Gene Ontology annotation, molecular function: signaling receptor activity. Gene Ontology annotation, cellular component: cell surface; membrane.
CCCUAUCCUCACUGGCUGAUGGAUCCCAAAGGGCUCCUCUCCUCGAAUGUCCUGCUGUUUUUCUCUCUGAUCAUUGAGCUGAGCUGCAGAACAGGUGAGGGCUUGACCAGUUCCACAAAGACGAUUCGUGGGCAGCUGGGAAGCAGCGUGCUGUUGCCCCUGGCAUCUGAGGAGAUAAGUAGGAGCAUGAAUAAGAGCAUCCACAUCCUUGUCACAAUGGCAGAAUCACCCAGAGACACUGUCAAGAAGAAAAUAGUGUCCCUAGAUCUGCGGAAAGGUGACUCUCCACGUCUGGAGGAUGGCUAUGAGUUUCAUCUGGAAAACCUGAGCCUGAGGAUCCUGAAGAGCAGGAAGGAGGAUGAAGGCUGGUACUUUAUAAGCCUGGAGGAAAAUGUUUCAGUCCAGCACUUUAGCCUGCAGCUGAAGCUCUAUGAGCAGGUCUCCACUCCGCAAAUUAAGGUGUUGAACUCCACCCAGGAAGAUGGGAACUGCAGUCUCAUGCUGGCCUGCGUGGUGGAGAAAGGGGACCACGUGACUUACAACUGGAGUGAGGAAGCAGGUGCCCCCCUGCUGAGUCCCACCAAUAGCUCCCACCUCUUGUAUCUCACUCUUGGCCCUCAGCAUGCCAACAACGUCUACAUCUGCAUUGCGAGCAACCCCAUCAGCAACAGCUCUCAGACCUUCAUCCCUUGGUCCAGAUGCAGCUCCAGGCCCCCAGAAUCAAGACAAUGGGGACUAUAUACUGGGCUCUUCUUAGGGGGCAUCGUUGGCGUUAUCAUGAUUCUCCAAGUGGUGAUACUACUGUUGAGAAGAAGAGGUAAAACAGACAAUUACCAGCCAACAAUGGAAGCAAAAAGCCUUACUAUCUAUGCCCAAGUCCAGAAAUCAGGUUCCAUUCAGAAGAGACCUGACCCCCUGCCAGCACAGGACCCCUGCACCACCAUUUAUGUCGCUGCCACAGAGCCUGUCCCAGAGCCCAUCCAGGAAUCAGGUUCCUUCACAGUCUAUGCCAGUGUGACGGUUCCAGAGAGCUGACAUCACAGA